Saccharomyces kudriavzevii IFO 1802 is the source of this 1515-nucleotide messenger RNA. RefSeq names its product carboxypeptidase C (gene ATG42). Gene Ontology annotation, cellular component: fungal-type vacuole. The coding region runs from base 1 to 1515 and encodes 504 amino acids. The transcript has a single exon. Gene Ontology annotation, biological process: proteolysis. Lineage: Eukaryota; Fungi; Ascomycota; Saccharomycetes; Saccharomycetales; Saccharomycetaceae. The record is from RefSeq and is a predicted model, not a curated record. Gene Ontology annotation, molecular function: serine-type carboxypeptidase activity.
AUGAAGUAUUUGAACUUCACCUUUGUGUUUCAGUUCAUAAUCAGCAUUAAUUAUGCCUCUUUCUGCGAGGCAUUUUCUCUUUUUGGAGAUGGCAAAUCCUUUGCCAACUUUGGUGAGCAACUAAAGUCCCCUCGAAAUACACAGCAGACACUCAAAGCAAAUCGCUUUGACUCAGAUGAUCUGCUAAUGACAACUUUGAUCUCACCUAUUGAUACAGGUUAUAGCUUAAGACUUAGGACUGUAGAUCCUUCUAAGCUAGGAAUUGACACUGUUAAACAAUGGUCUGGCUACAUGGACUACAAAGACUCCAAGCAUUUUUUUUACUGGUUUUUUGAAAGUAGGAAUGAUCCUGCCAACGAUCCUAUUAUUCUUUGGUUAAAUGGUGGGCCCGGUUGCUCCUCCUUCACUGGAUUGCUAUUUGAACUAGGACCCUCGUCAAUUGGCGCCGACAUGAAACCAAUCCAUAACCCUUAUUCCUGGAACAAUAAUGCUUCGAUGAUCUUUCUGGAACAACCUUUAGGGGUCGGAUUUUCUUACGGUGAUGAAAAAGUUUCUUCCACGAAGUUAGCCGGCAAGGAUGCUUACAUUUUUUUGGAACUAUUUUUUGAAGCCUUUCCUCAUUUGCGUUCGAACGAUUUUCAUAUUGCGGGAGAGUCUUAUGCAGGUCAUUAUAUUCCUCAAAUUGCUCAUGAGAUAGUUGUAAAGAACCCUGAAAGAACGUUUAAUUUAACCUCUAUCAUGAUUGGGAAUGGUAUUACCGAUUCUUUAAUUCAGGCGGAUUAUUAUGAGCCGAUGGCAUGUGGUAAAGGCGGCUAUCGACCCGUUCUUUCAUCGGAAGAAUGUGAGAAAAUGAAAAAAGCCGCAGGUCGCUGUCGUAGAUUGAAUAGGCUAUGUUAUGCCUCUAAAUCAAGUAUUCCAUGCAUACUCGCCACGACCUAUUGCGACUCCGCACUUUUGGAGCCGUAUACGAAGACAGGGCUCAAUGUUUAUGAUAUCAGAGGACCCUGCGAAGAUAAUAGCACUGACGGCAUGUGUUAUACUGGUCUUGGUUAUGUUGAUCAGUACAUGAAUUUUCCUGAAGUUGAAGAAGCACUGGGCUCCGAUGUGCACAAUUAUUCCGGCUGUGAUAAUGACGUAUUCACGGGAUUUUUGCUCACAGGUGAUGGAAGCAAACCAUUUCAGCAAUACGUUGCAGAACUAUUAAAUCACAACCUUCCGGUAUUAAUUUAUGCCGGUGACAAGGAUUAUAUUUGUAAUUGGUUAGGAAACCAUGCUUGGACUAAUGAGCUAGAAUGGAUCAAUAAACCUAGAUAUCAAAGAAGAAUGUUAAGGCCAUGGAUUAGUGAAGAAACAGGUGAAGAGUUAGGACAAGUCAAAAAUUACGGCCCUUUCACCUUUUUAAGAGUAUAUGAUGCAGGCCACAUGGUGCCCUAUGAUCAGCCGGAAGCAAGCUUGCAAAUGGUUAACAACUGGAUUUCUGGUAACCGUGAAUUUUUCAAGCACUCUUCGCCUUGA